This is a messenger RNA of Oryza brachyantha (malo sina), 737 nucleotides long. RefSeq lists its product as uncharacterized. Bases 211 to 558 code for a protein of 115 amino acids. NCBI's taxonomy places the organism in Eukaryota, Viridiplantae, Streptophyta, Magnoliopsida, Poales, Poaceae. The record is from RefSeq and is a predicted model, not a curated record. The transcript has a single exon.
AAAUAAGCCAUGAAAUUCGUUUUUUAUUUGUAUCCAAAAACUCGUUUCGACAUCCAAUCAAACUUUCGACGUGACGUGUAAAAAUUUUUAUUUUCCCGCUAAACACCCAUCAGUCACCAUGGGCAGCUCCAACUCCAACUCCAGCAUCCAAAUUUCACCCUCUUCCUCAGAGACACCCACGCCUUAGCUCUCUCCCCCACCACACUCCACAUGGCGCGAGAGGAGGAGAACAGCCAUGCUCCCGCGACCAGAUCCGCCGAUGCUUCUGCGCGCCGGCAGGACGACGGCGAUCUUACAUCUAAACAGGAUGCUGUGAGAAUAUCGUUGAGAAUACCGGAUCAGGAGAUGCGUCCAUGGGAGAGGUCGUCGGAGGAAUUCCUGACCUGCUGGUCCUCGCUGUCGGAGUCGACCGACGAGGAGACGACGAGGACGACCAGCGAGUCCAUGUUCUACAUCCGGCUGGACGGGAGGGUUAGGAGGAAGGUCCGGUCGUGGAGUCGGGGCCGUUUCCUGGGGCGUGGAUCUUUCGGGAUGGUCUUCGAGGGCAUCACCAAGUAAUUCGAGGGCAUCCGUUCCCAUGGAUGAAAGAUUUCUGAUUACUCGAUGAACACUUUGGAUUGGCUGCACAUGUGCUUAGCUUGCACACGGAAUUUUUGGAGCGUAUAAAGUAAAUUGUCCGUAUAUUUUUGUUUAGCAUAGAUUUUCAGGUGUAACAUUUCAGAGGUAAAAGGGUAGAU